Molecule: messenger RNA, 1612 nt
Organism: Salvia miltiorrhiza (redroot sage)
Lineage: Eukaryota; Viridiplantae; Streptophyta; Magnoliopsida; Lamiales; Lamiaceae
Exons: 2
Coding region: 240-1184 (314 amino acids)
Source: RefSeq, a predicted model, not a curated record
UUUUUUUUUUUUAAUUUCAGGAAAGAAGAUAAAAAUGUGAUUGAAUUCCCAUUAGCUGACAUUUCCAGUUAGUUAAUUACAGCUUUUGUGAUGAGAGAAAAAGGCAUCAUCAUCAUCCCUGAUGUGAAUGACAUGCCAGCAACCGUGAAGAUGCCAGAAACCACAGCAAGUUAUUCAUAUUUAUUCAAUUAUCACAACCAUCCUUUGAAUUUGGUUUCGAAGACGGGGGCAAAGCAAUCAUGUUUGAGGAAGAGGAAGACGAAGACGAAGAUAAUGAGCUGAAGAUAUGUGAUGUUUGUGUAACACCUAUAUCUUCUCACCCGUAUUACGAAUGCGCAGCUUGCAAAUAUUUUGUCCACUUGAUUUGCUCAUUAUUGCCCAAAACAUUAUCGUCAUCGUCUUCUUCCACCUCUCCAUAUGGUAAGUGCCAACAAACAGAUGAUAAAAAUCAUAAAUUCACGCUCUACACGAGCAUCAAAGAAAAUGAUGAGAAUUCGGACUUGUAUUAUUGUCGGCUUUGUGAUAAGCCCACAAAUGGAAUGGUAUAUAGGUGUGAAGAGUGUGAAAUGAUUAUAGAUGUCAAGUGCGCAUCUCUACCAACUACUAUCAAACAUGCAUCUCAUUCUCACCCAAACCUCAUCAUCGCUAGAAUAGGUGACAAGCGGCCGAGGUUAUGUCGUUGUUGUGGAUAUUACCUUAAAGAUAUUGACGGAUACCGCUGCAUCAAAGAUGGUUGUGAUUUUACAUUGCACUUGGAAUGUGCUUUGCUACCGCCGACUGUAAGAAAGCACGAGUGGGAUCACUACCCAUUGUUGUUGACAUUUGAUGCCUCUGACCAUCCAUCUGAUUUUAUCUGCGACUUUUGCGAAGUGGAAAUGCAUCCCAAGAGAUGGAUGUAUCAUUGUCGCCAAUGCGAUCAUUCUUACCACACUCAUUGUCUUAAGACUGCAUUUGGUUAUUAUAGAAAUAUCAAAUUUGGGCAUCGAUUUGACUUGGAUCUUAUACACCCUCACCCUCUCACUUUCAAUUACAUCACCCUCAAGAAAUGGUGUGACAUUUGUCGUUAUGAUGUUUAUACCUAUCGCGCAUUUGCAUGUGCAUCAUGUUACUUUGUCGUGUGCCGAACUUGUGGAGAUAAAGUAUUAGAAUGGACUACCAUGGUGGGGUUGUUAGAGCAGAGCUGACUCUCCAGAGUGUAAGGUUUACUCUGGUGGAGUUAACAGAGCAGAGAUAACUCCAGAGCAGAGUGUGAAGUUUGCUCUGGUGGAGUCUUCAGAGUCAGAGCUAACUCCGGAAGCCAGAGUAAGAGUUAACUUUCCAGAGUCAGAGUCAAGGUCCAGAGCUGUAUGGUCUGGGCAGAGUCAGAGUAGCCAAGGCAUAUCAGAGUUAGAGUUGUCAAGGCAGAGUCAACACUCCAGCGUCAGAGUCAAAAUUCCUUUGCAGAGCUAGAAGUCAUAUCUGUUUUGCAUAACGGUUUUUUGAAGUCUGUUUUGUUCGUUAUUUUUGAAGCUUGCUAUAUAAUGAGCAAUUGAGUGUCUGAUACUCCAACACUUGUAUCAUUUGUAAAUUCUCAGUUUGUGAAUCAAUAACAAAGAGCUCCGUUUCUUGGUCC